GCGCGGACGUCGGCGGCGGGGCGGGCGCGAUGGCGGCGGCGGCGGCGGCGGAGGCGCUGUCGCGGGUGGCGGACGUGGAGAUCGACGGCGGCGGCGUCUUCAAGUACGUGCUGGUGCGCGUGCGCGCGGCCGGCGGGCCCGGGAAGGACGUCGUGCGCGGCCACGGCUGGGCCGAGUACCACGCCGACAUCUACGAGCAGACGGCGCGGGAACUGGCGCAGCAGGGCCUGGGCUGCGAGUGCCUGGGGGGCGGCCGGCUCUCCCACCGCCCCGAGGAGAGGAAGAUCCACGUCUACGGGUACUCGGUGGGCUUUGGGCGAGCGGACCACUCCGUGACUACAGAGAAGCUGAAAGCUGAGUAUCCGGACUACGAGAUCACCUGGGCAGAUGAAGGCUACUGACUCGCUCUAGCCGGGCAGCGGCACUGACGCCAGCCUGGCGCUGGUGCGGCCAGAUCCGGCAUCAGGGCGGGGGCAGCAGGCUCCCUGUGCUCAGCAGCACUCUGGGCUCUCCUGUCUUUUCUUUGUGUUGAACUCGCCUGUUCUCCACUGUCACCGGACUUCCCACAUGCCGUGGGUGAUGCCCGCCUACCCAGCACAGCACAGCAAAGCCUCGGUGAAGCCGGUGGGUGCUCUGCCCUGGCCUCCCAGGUAGCGAGGGGGUUUGUCGACGUGUGUAUGUGAGAAUUAAACACGUUGGGGAGCACA
Messenger RNA from Aquila chrysaetos chrysaetos, 707 nucleotides. RefSeq names its product phosphohistidine phosphatase 1 (gene PHPT1). Gene Ontology annotation, biological process: peptidyl-histidine dephosphorylation. Bases 30 to 401 code for a protein of 123 amino acids. The record is from RefSeq and is a predicted model, not a curated record. NCBI's taxonomy places the organism in Eukaryota, Metazoa, Chordata, Aves, Accipitriformes, Accipitridae. The transcript is spliced from 3 exons. Gene Ontology annotation, cellular component: cytosol. Gene Ontology annotation, molecular function: protein histidine phosphatase activity.